AUGGCAGAUCCAUUUGGGAUUAUUGGCGUUAUCGGCGUCGUAGGCCAAGUCGUCAAUGCCGGAGUCAAGCUAGGAGUAGAUUGGAAAGAAGCGCCGAGCGACGUACGGAGCUUCAUGGGUGAACUCGAGGUACUGAAAACAGUCUUGUCCGAGACUCACAUGAACAUCAUCCUAAACCAGGAUUUCAAAGACGCUUUCGAAGGGCGGCAAUCCACGGUACUUUCGCAUCUUGCCGACGGAAAUUCGUCAUCGAACCCCAGCGCUCGGGGUCUCCUUUCCACUUGCAGCGACGAGCUUGGAGACCUGCUGAAGAAGCUGCACAAGCAGAGCGAGGGCCAUUGUCUCGGCUGGCAAAGACUGAAAGGGGCGUUCCAGAGUGAACGAGCCCACACUGCUGUGGACGACCUUCAACGACGAUGUCGACUGCUCAACAGUAUGGUGGCUAUUGACAACGUCGCAAUGACAGCAGCCACCUUGGAACAUGUCAAAUGCACGAGGGAUGAGAUGCGGGCGCAGCGGAUAGACGAGAACAGGGCCAGGAUUUUAGAAUGGAUCACCCCGAUUGACUAUUCUGCACAACAAAGCGACAACCUGGAACGGAGGUGCGAUGGUACCGGGCAGUGGCUCAUAGACUCUGCUGAAUUCAGGACGUGGGUCCAGACUGACAAGAGCAUUUUGUUUUGCCCCGGCUUGCCAGGUGCUGGCAAAACAAUCUUGACCUCUGUCGUGAUUGACUAUUUACAUACGAGCCUAUCCGAUGAUCCAACAAUCGGGGUGGCCUACCUCUUUUGUAAUUUUCGACGGCAACACGAACAGACUAUGAAGGAUAUCCUGGCCAGCCUUCUCAAGCAGCUGUGUCAUGCUCUACCCGCACUUCCGGUUGAAGUACAAAGCCUCUACGAAGCCCAAAGGAGAACAAACGCGCGGCCAUCGACACUCGAACUAAUCGAAUUGAUCCGAAUCGUGGCAGCCUCACUCACAAAGACCUUUAUCCUCAUUGACGCUCUGGAUGAGAUUGAGCACCAAGCCGGCGAUGCCCUGUUGGAAACCAUCGCGGGCUUCCAGAAGCCAUCAAACAUCAGUCUCUUUGCCACUUCCAGACUCAUCCCGAGUAUCACGCAGCGAUUCGAAAAUGAACCGACUCUCGAGAUCAGAGCCACGGAUGCAGACGUGGCGAGAUACUUGGAUGGUGCCCUGGGACUGCUGCCAGCGUUUGUGAUGAAAAAUGCAGAAUUACAAACACAAAUCAAGACAAAGAUUGUUGAGAGCGUUCAUGGGAUGUCGCCAAAAGCCGUCAAAGCUGCUUUGCAAAAACUCGCAACCGGCUCUAGCGCGUACGACACCGCUUACGAUGAAGCCUUUGAAAGGAUCGAAGGCCAACUAGAGGACCAGGCAAUUCUCGCCAAGGAUGCACUGUCCUGGAUUGUCUGUUCAAGAAGGCCGCUCAGUGUGGUCGAGCUACAGGAAGCUCUUGCUGUGGAGCGAGGCGCCGCCAAACUCGAUCCGGAAAACCGCCCCGAGAUGGAAGAUGUAGUUUCUGCUUGCGCCGGGUUGCUCACAAUCGACGAACACAGUCGUGUAGUGCGACUCGUCCAUUACACUACGCAGGAGUAUUUCCAGAGAAACAAGACCCGGCGGCUUCCUGAAGCAGACAGUCUGGUAACGACGACGUGUAUUACCUACCUCAUGUUCCAGGCUUUCGGCGAGGGUCCUUGCGGAAAUUGGAAGCAAUUUCAUCGUCGUCUCGAGGAUCACCUUCUUUACGACUACGCCGCGCGGAACUGGGGUUACCACGUUCAAGAAUCAUCUCUCUUCGGAGGCAAUGUUCUAGCCUUUCUGGAGAGUCGAGAAAAGUUGGACGCCUCGUUCCAGGUACUCAUCACAAUCGAGAACUCGUUUGGUAUACCUGAACGACCAUACGUUCCGCCUCUGGGCUAUUCUGGCCUCCAUGUAGCUGCUUACUUUGGAAUCAGAGAAGCCUUCAAGGUUGUUUCGAAUGGAACCUAUUCAAACAAGAGCAACUCUCUCCAGGGCCAGGCACACUACAAUCCCGACAACAGGACACUCGACAUCAACGCUCAAGAUGAAACAGGCCAGACGCCGUUGUUUAUUGCUGUCUCAAGGAACUUUGGCGAUUUGAUAAGAGAUCUUAUUGAAUCUUAUUCUGCAGACAUCUGCAAGGAUAAGGAUGGGCGAACAAUAUUAUCUUUUGCCGCCCAAAGGGGACACUUUGAGAUUGUAAAGUAUCUUAUCGAGAGCUGUAAAAGCCAUUUCGACAUCAACGAAACCGACAUAAAAGGCCAAACCCCUCUAAUCCUCGCAUUAAACCAUGGCAACGAGGAAAUUGCAAACUUCUUGCUUGAGGUAGAUGGAAUCAAUCCCAACCUCAAAGACCAAAACGGGAGAACGGCCUUAUUCUUUGCCGCAGCUUAUGGGCACGAGUCUACUGUCAAGCGCCUUCAUGAAACAGGCAUAAUUGAUGCCAACGUCAAGGAUAGCAACGGUCGAAGUGCGUUUUCUUAUGCAGCAGGAUAUGGCGCCUUUCACGACCGCAAGAAUUCUCUGAGGGAAGACAUAAUCAGCGUCAGAACAGGUUGCAUGGACAGACCAGAAGGUUGGCCAGGGCAUCAAACAAUGCUGACGUCUUCCAUCUACCGACUCAUAGCCAUACGUUCAAAUAUAGAAGCUCUCAGAGAGCUACACAAGGCAGGCGCUGAUACCAACUCACAAUGUGUCCACGGACGCACGCCCUUGUCGUACGCAUGCGGUGCCGGCGGUUCGGCAACGAUAGUAAGAUACCUAUUGGAGCUGGAUGACAUUGAAGUUGACGCCAGGGACAACGGAGGCCUAACCCCCUUGGCGUACGCAGCGAACAAGUCGGACAGUGAGAUUGUUCUCUGUUUACUCCGGACCGGCAAGGUUGACGUGAAUUCGAGGGAUGUAUUCGGACGACCGAUUGUGGCUCAAAUAUGGUGUCCCAUCUUUGAUGACGAAAACGUGGGAGGCGCAAAAGCAACAAAAAAAAUCGGUGCGGCGAUGGAAACAAACAUGCUGUUGAUCGGGGUAGGGGGAGCUGAUCCGAAUUUGCGCGACAGAUUUGGGCAAACGCUGCUUUGGAAAGCCAUCUUUUGGAACGUUGCGAUACUGGCUGAAUACCUGGUCGAGACGGGUCUCAUCGAUGGGAGGUUGAAUUUAUGUGAUGACAAGGGCCGCUCGCCGAUGGAUCUGAUGGCUGAAACCCCGGCCCAACACAGGCGGGAGAUUUCCCCGGCGCUCGUGGAAUUGUACGAUAGGUUGCAAGGCCUGAAGCCUAGGAGUUGUUGA
This is a messenger RNA of Colletotrichum orchidophilum, 3324 nucleotides long. Its product is annotated as ankyrin repeat protein. NCBI's taxonomy places the organism in Eukaryota, Fungi, Ascomycota, Sordariomycetes, Glomerellales, Glomerellaceae. The record is from RefSeq and is a predicted model, not a curated record. The transcript has 2 exons. The coding region runs from base 1 to 3324 and encodes 1107 amino acids. Gene Ontology annotation, molecular function: protein binding.